Molecule: messenger RNA, 390 nt
Organism: Anisakis simplex (herring worm)
Lineage: Eukaryota; Metazoa; Nematoda; Chromadorea; Rhabditida; Anisakidae
Source: the annotation of a GenBank genome assembly
AUGCUUACAGUCUACAAAAUUACUGCUGCUGCAGUAAUGGCAUUACUAAGAGCAUCGAGAAAAGUCAUGAGUUUAUCAAUUUUUAAGUUCUCUGAAAAUGAUUUGGAGCAGACUUUCGUUGGUGGUUUUAGUGGCCUUGGGCUUGAUCUUCUGGUGUGUGAAUGCGGCGGUUUAUCAGAUCCCCUUGACGAAACACACCAGCCCUCGUAUCAGGAUGAUCCGCGACGGCACAUGGGCAGAGUAUCGCCAAAAGUUGGAAUUGAUGCGAUCCAGUGGACGUUAUCAACCUUCGAGAAAACUAGAUAUCGUUGGGCAGACUGUAAGCGUUUUUCAGCUAAAGCUAAGACUUUGAACCUAUGGAUUCUAAGGGAUUUAUGUGUUUUUGAGUAA